Molecule: messenger RNA, 7764 nt
Organism: Nematostella vectensis (starlet sea anemone)
Lineage: Eukaryota; Metazoa; Cnidaria; Anthozoa; Actiniaria; Edwardsiidae
Product: leucine-rich repeat serine/threonine-protein kinase 2
Exons: 10
Coding region: 610-7149 (2179 amino acids)
Biological process (GO): protein phosphorylation
Molecular function (GO): receptor serine/threonine kinase binding; protein kinase activity; ATP binding
Source: RefSeq, a predicted model, not a curated record
AAGUGGGAUUUAUACAAAGAGGGUAGGACAAGUGUAUUAUCGGUAUUUCCGGUUGUUUUUCUCACGUGACCAGGCACGAGAGGCUCGAGGAAACAAUGUGACUCCCCACCGGGGCUGUGCUAGAAGCUAUUUUGCUAUCACUUCAAAUCUUUAUCACAAAUGUUUACAGUAAAGAAGAGAGAUCAUUUCUAUUUUCUAUUUAGACCAUUUCAAGAAAUUUAAAAAUAGUAAUUAAUUCUAUAAGAAUGAGUAUGUGAAAACAGUGUCUGAAAUAAAAAAGACUCUCUUCUACCCCGAGGGGUUUUAACGCUCGUUACAGCAGCUGGUUACAAACAGGAAGUCCCGUCUGUAACCGAGCUUCGAACUUUCUUUUACAACAAAUACACCUCAUUCUAGACCUCUUCCCAGGAAACAACGAAAGACAAUAAGCUUAACUCUGCAUAGGCUUAAAAAUGAGUACAAUCGCAUGGACAUUUGAAGUCGGAUUACUCGUUCUGUCGGACGGGUGAAAGAGAUGUGAUAAGCUCAAAAGAAAUUACCGUUCUGCCUACAUGUGACCAUCUAAAGGACCACCAAAGCGACUGUAGAAUGCCCUGAUAGUGGCUAAACAUGCAAGCCCAGAAAAUAGGCGAUCUUCACGAUAUCUGCAGCAAAGGACAAGUCCUUGAACUAAAACAAUAUCUUGGAAACCUCAACAAUACUCAAAUUUUAGAAGAGCAUGCUGGCUUUCUUGGAUAUACUCCUCUGCAUCAAGCCACCAGCCGUGGACAUGCCGACUGUGUUGCCCUCCUUCUUUGGUAUGGAGCAGAUGCAAAUGCCCCUGCCAAUGGAGGUUAUACCCCUCUACAUCUUGCUGCAUCUAUGAACUUUGUUGACUGUGUUAAAGAAUUGCUGCGCAACGAUGCAGACAUCUCAGUGCAGGAUGGGUUUGGGAAGACUCCUUUUGAAACUGCAGUCAUUCAUAGGUGUAAGCCAGCUGCAAGAAUUCUGAAAAGUGAAGAAAUCAAGAAACUAGCUCGAGAGAAUAAUCCCCACCUAAAGGAAAUCCUACAGUCUAUUACUGAUAGAGAUAUCACAGACACUUGCCUGCAGGAGGCUUUAUGUGAAGGAUGCAAAAUGGGCCAUGUCAAUGCUAUCAACUCCAUUGCUAUUGCUGGUGUUUCUAGGAGACUCAGAUUUGAAGAGCGGAAUUGUAUGCUUGUGACUGUAAAGCUUCAUUUUAUACCAGCUCUGUCUGUACUCCUGGUUUGUUAUGCCGCUCAAAACAACCUCCUUAAGUUGCUCAAGUACCUGCUUGAAGUCCCCCUUGUCCAGGAGGAGAAAGAUGCAGCGCGCCAGCAGAUGCCCUUUAGCCAGCAAAUACAUCCUCUUAUCAACAGCAUCAGGGCGUACUACAAAGCAGACGAUUUCCAAGUCGCAGUCCCUCUGCAGCUUGCCUUAUACAAUGAAUACAAAGAAGUGGCCAAAGUGCUACUUCUCUGCUUCAACUGCAACAAGGACUCCAAAGAGAUUGACUGGAGGAAGCUAGGCUUGAGAGAACUGGAUUCUUCACUUCUGAAGAAAAUUCGCUGGCCUGAAAAGCUGGUUCUCUCUUCGAACUUGCUGGCUGGCAUCUCCAACAGCAUCGUCGACCUUGAUAGGCUAUGUCGUCUUGAUCUUCAGAAGAACAAACUUCGAAAGAUCCCGAGUGGCCUGCUCAAAAUGACUUGCCUAAAGUACCUGGAUCUUUCUGAUAACGAGUUAACUGACCUUCCGCGUAAAGAGUGGUCGCCUGUGCUUAAGACAUUGUACUUAAGUGGUAACCUACUUGAGACCCUUCCAGAUAGCAUGGCUUCGGCAAAAUUGGUAAACUUGUACUUGGCUCGUAACAGGCUGUACGAAGUGCCGGCGUGUGUGUGCGAGCUACUGACGCUGGAGAUAUUGGAUCUCUCGGAUAACAACCGUCUAACACGUCUCCCAGAAAAGAUGGGAAAGCUUACUAAGAUAUCUACUCUGCGUCUUGAUAACCUGGAACAGGUCACAGACCCCCCAGAGGAGAUUAAGAGGAAUGGGGUCAAGACGAUAAUGUACCUCCGGGCGAAGCUUCGCUCCGCACGAGGCUAUUAUUCUAUGAAGCUGAUGCUUGUUGGGCGGGAAGCGCAAGGGAAGACCACCUUGAUGCACCGACUGAUGUUGGAUAACACAUACUUCAUAAACAGCGCGACAAAUGGAAUCAGUAUGGAAGAAUUUCGUCUCAAGAAAGACUUCCUUCACCGAGAGUUUAUUUUCAAGAUUUGGGAUUUCGGCGGCCAGGAGGACUACUACGCCACACAUCAGUGUUUCAUCUCCACCCUGUCCCUCUACAUCCUUGUCUGGAACCUAGAGGAAGGAGAGGAGGGCGCGGCCAGGCUAGAGGGGUGGCUGGACACCAUAUCAGCACGUGCACCUGGCUCCUCCCUCGUAAUCGUCGGCACCCACCUUGACAGAAUAAAGAGCAACAUCUCAGAUUACGGGGAAGAUUAUGUCUCCCAUAUGCACAAUGUGGUGGUCGAACUGUGCGAGCUUCCAAAGUACAACCGAAUUUGUGUUAAGGCCAUCAAAGAAGUAAGCUGCGGUUUGGAAUCCAGAGAAGGGAUUGAUGACCUAAGAAACAAAAUUUAUGACAUAGCUUCAAGCCUUCUGAAGAGUGGCCCAAACCAGGUUCCAGUCAUGGGUGAGCCCAUACCUCACAGCUACUUUACUGUGGAAGAACUCAUCGCUAAGAAGCGAGAGGAGCUGAAGGCUGAGAAGAAGCUUCCCUUUAUACACAGGGCGGAAUUCGAAGCGUUAGUCACUGACACUACCCGAAGCGAUGCACUCGAUAUUGAGGAUCCAGACGACGUCAAGGAAAUCACUAAAUUCCUCCACGAGCGAGGCAUCGUUAUGCACUAUGAUGACCCAAACCAAGAUCUUCAAGAUUAUUACUUCAUUGAUCCGGCCUGGCUUUGCGACCUGAUGGCCCGGAUCGUCACUCUACCGAUAGCCAACCCCCACUUCAAAGAAGGAAUUCUGUCAAAGGACAAGUUUGAAUUCAUAUUCAGAGACGAAACGUUUCCCUACGAAUACUACACACAGUUUGUACGACUACUCAAUCGAUUUCAAAUUGCUUGUUCUCUGGACGAGAACCGGCUGCUGGUUCCAUCAAAGCUACCUGAGGAAACACCAAAAGAUGCCACUAGUGCAGAUCUUCGCUACAUAACCGUCAAACGAUUUCAUUCACUUCCUUUUAUGCCGUACGGUUUCUGGGACCGUUUUAUUGCAAGGUUUUUGUACUACACAAGGGACAUGGUGGUUUCUGGUUGCACGCCUGUGCCAUCGCCAGGCAGUCCUGCCUCUAUGCUUCGGACUCCUUAUGAUUUGGAUCCGUGCUGCUGCAAGUGUCGUUUGACAAGUGAUGAGCCAAUCGAAGAAGAAAUCAGUGAGACAAGUGACAAUGUAGCCACAGAGGACGUCAACGCCCACGAGGACCCUGAAAAUUGCACUGGGGACGAAAACCGCAAUGAAGUGACUGAUGGGCUGGACCCGUAUGCGAGGUACGUUCUUGAAGAAGACGUCGACGGCGUUUAUAUAAAUGGUGUGUGGUUUAGCGGGAUCACAAAAAAUGGUGAAGAUUCCAGUAGUGAUGAGGACUGUAGUGAUGACUACGAGGACUAUGAAGAGUCAAGUUUCAAUUCAAAAGACUCUGGGACCCCGUAUAGAAUACAAGUUAUCCGACAAAAUGGCUAUGCUAAGCGAUUUGUUGAAAAGCGAGCUGCGUCGGGAAGGAAAAGGAAACCACUUUCCCAGUCCUUCACUUCAGGAGAGCUACAAGCUGGUCUCAAACAAAACAGGUCUGCCCGUUUAAAAAAGAGCACAUCAAACUCGUUACCAAAGCAUUUACCCCAACGAAAGGAGAUUGGGUCUCCAGCUGUCAGCCCGCUUUCAGCAUCGCUAAACGGUUACCACCACGAGGCUGUGGUUCGGAGCGUAGGAAAUGUAUCUACAUCACUUUCAGAUCGAGGGACCUCAUUUGAAAGCCGUGAUCAAGCUAGAAUUUUCUCUCACCAAGACGCGCCAUCCUCGUGUCCCCAUGUGGGAUUCGGGACAUCGAAUACAAUAGCAUCUGGAGAUCGAUUCCAUCAACAGCCAGGAUCAUCCGAAGAUGAUAGUUCGCUUCUUUCAACAAGUUCUUCGAAUGGCGAGCAGGAAAUUGAAUCGAAGGUUCCCUCUACAGCAAGUGAAUCAGUGAAAGGAGUUCUCUCUCCUACGCCUAGCCAGGACGAGGUAUUUCUGCCAGAAAACAGCCGUGAAAAAGAGGGUCUUCAUCCACAGCAACUUGAUUUCGAAGAAAGAAACGCAUCAUCCAAUAUCGAAGAAAACGUCGAGGAAGCAUCGAGUGCAGAAGGUGUUGUCCAGGAAAAUUCAACAAGACGCUCUCGGAUUUUAGAUUUCUUGGAAUGUCCAGUACAUGAGCCAAACUGUCCAUGCCUGAAAGAACACCAGGCCGGCUCUAUUCCUGAGCUACCAAGUGAUUUACCGACAUUGAUUGACAGGCAUUUUCUGCGUUGCUGGCGAUCAGGGGUGUGCUUGAGUCACCAAGAUACGAAUUUGUUUGUAAAAGUGUCCCACAUUGGUGAUCCGCAAGACAAAAGCCGUGAACUAAUCGUCACUGAGGUCAGCCCAAACCGCCUCGGCAGAAGAAUACUGAGCUACGUCGUUGAUCACAUCGAUACAUUGAUCCGUGAAUGGUAUCCCGAUCUCUCAUUCACGGAUGGCAGAGAGCUCAAAGUACGGCAAGCGAUACCGUGUACAGUUUGCGAGCGACUAGGAACCACGCCUACAAUGUUCCCUUUUGUGCAGUGCCAAGCCCAGAGCUCAAUUUCGGACUCUAUUCCCUGCCCCAAUCACCCUGAAGUAGAGCUGAAUCUCCACCUUGUUGCCCCAGACAUUAUGCUCCACGAUGUAGACCCGGAUCUACUGCUCUCCACAGAGGAAAUCAAAUACGAAAACACGGAAUCUAAUCUAAUUGGAAGCGGGGGGUUCGGUAAAGUUGUUGUGCGUGGGGAAUGUCGCGGUCAGCCUGUUGCCAUUAAGUUCUUUGACAAAUGCGAUGAUGAAAUUGAUCCUUUGAGACAUUAUUUCGAGGCGCGCAAGGAAUUGAAUGUGCUACGCCGAGUCCGGCAGCACCCUUACUUGAUCAACAUCAUUGGGGUGUCUCUACGACCUCUCUGUCUCGUUCUUGAACUCGCAGAGAAAGGAAACCUGUCGGAAUCACUGUCCAGCCCGAUUCCGAUCCACAGGAUUGUGUUGUUUCGUAUUGCUUACCAGAUUGCGGACGCCCUUGCGUAUCUACACACACUUGGAGUAAUCUACCGUGACUUAAAACCAGAAAACAUUCUGGUAUGGUCUCUUAACGAAGGGGAUGACCUGUACGUCAAGCUUAUUGACUUUGGGACAGCAAACUUCGCUACAUCUGCUGGCUUGAUAUCCAUGAAGGGAACGUCGGGUAACCAUGCUCCUGAGAUGCUUGACGUCGAAAAGAGGGAAUACACCGAGCAGGUAGACAUCUACUCGUACGCUAUUUUGCUCUACCAGAUCAUCACUCGAAAACUACCGUUUACGGAGCUGAAACGCGAACCUGAAAUAAACCAAGCGGUGGUGAAUGGUGAAAGACCCAAGUGGAGAGAUUGUCCCGUCGCAUUCUACGGGCUACCGUCCUUGACUGAGCUUAUGCUUGAGUGCUGGGUCAGCAAACCAACUAGGCGACCAAAGUCAGGAGAUAUUACUCAGCAAGUCAAGAUGCCCGCCUUCCAGCUUGUCCUCGGGAAGAUGCAUGUUCCAUCGGAGCAAUCAGUCAGGCAUGCCUGCGUGGUACCGAAUGCCAAGGAAAUCUGGAUUGCUUGCUUUGAUCACACUGGGAACACCGUGUUGGUUUUUGACUACGAUCAUCUCGCUUUAAAGCACACAUUCUCAGUAGAUACAUUUCAGGAAACCAUCGACGCCUUCAAGGUGCAGUGUAUGCAUCUCGUAGGAGAUCAGAUGUUGAUUGCUUUUCGAGGAAGCGAUAAUUUUAUCAACGCAUACUCUACAGGAGCUAAAUAUAAGCUGCUAUGGAGCAUCAGGUUUAACGAGAACAUUACUUGUUUGUCCUCCGAUGGGAAGUACCUAUUUGUUGGUAUGAAUGAAGGCGUGGUCAGAAUCGUGCAAAGAAAGGACGUAAAGAAACACGAGAACAGACGAUCAGAUGUCAACAUUAAAGUUGAGCGCCACCGAAUCUUGUCCCUGAUCGCCGUUGGGGACAGGUUAUGGGUAUCCUCUAGCAAGUACGUCUAUACGUAUUUCACCAAAGCUUGCGAGAUGGAGGCAUUUGACAUGGAGUCCAUGUGGUACGGGGGGAUUGAGGGCUUUGAGGAGAGCCCCCAGACUCAGAUGAGCAAUUUAACUGUUUCUUUCGACGGUCUUCAUGUCUGGACAACGUGUCGCUGUGUGCUUACCAAGUGGUGCCUGGAGACGAGGCAGAGAAUAUUCGACCUUGACUGCUCAGCUGUUAUUCAGGGGAUCUCCUCAGGCGGGCUUACUAUCCAGGAGAGGGACGCGGACAUAGUCUGCCUGGCGCCUGCACUGGACACUGUCUGGGUCGGUACGGGCAGUGGUCACAUCCUGAUUUGCAAAUCGGAAGAGGCACGCCUCAUCACUUGGUUCCGCCCAUUCCAGGAAGUGCGCACCCUGUCAUUGUGCACUGGCCCUGGUCCGUAUGGCACGGAACAGUGCUUUGUCGUCAGCACAGGAAAGGGUCUACGCGGGGAUGGGCUGGGUACUAGUAACCCCAUAGUGUGCCCGUUGACCCCCGAGAGGGUCCACGAGGUUCAAGAUGAAAUGGUUAUCCGCAAAAAUGAGGAGGCCCGCGCUAAGACUCGCAAGCGAAGCCUAUCUGCUCCUAAGCUGAAAAGCGGAAGUAGCGUUGACAACGAGGAUGGAGGUAUGGGAGCUCGUAUUGUUUAUAAGUCAACGAUGAUUGUGUGGGAGGCGCUAACCGCCAACGUGCUGGAGAGGAUUGAGCACAAGAGUGGGCGUGUCAUUAACCACGCGUUUUACGAAAAAGUACAGAAUAGCCACACGUCGUGCCAGGCCACUGAUGAAGUACUUAGAUAGAGGUUCCACUGGGACUGAACUGAUAAUUUGCGUAAACCCAAAGAAUCAUUGAGCUUGUUAUAACGUCACGUGAUCCUGUUAGAGUUCAAGCUGCUGAAAUCCACAAUCUUUUGCGAGCUCUCCAAAGUAUUUCGUAGCUCAGUGGUAGAUUUAUUGCAUUGAUAUAUUACGUUUAUCGAUGUAAACUGAACAGUAACAAUUUUAUUUAUUCAUUUAAAGACAUAAUGACAAUCUACACACAGUCAAAUAGCAGACAUACAGACCAAUAGCUAAAAAAAUGUUUGGACUAAUUACGAAAAAUAAAUAGUUACAAAGGAUUUGAUAUCAGAUUCGAAAAGUUUGAUGUUGAAAUUGAUGUUGAAUAUAAAGUAGAAAAUUCAAGUUAUGACAGAUUAAACUGGAGUUCUCAAUCAGGUUAACUCUUUAACCGUAAAAUGACAAGUAGAAAAUGGGACUUCUCCAUGUAAACAAAAAAAUAUUUUAUCUUAGGAUAAUUUUUUUACAGCUCUAAAAGCUUGUUAGAUAUUUUUGGCUUUUAAAAAAGUUGUAAAUAGUAUAGCGCUCAUAAAAAAGCAGCAUCGUACAUUGACAAAUAAAGAACAAACAAUAAUGAUA